AUGUCAAAUGAAAAUCCAAAUGAAAACUCAAAUUCAAAUCCAAAUCCAGCUAACAUCGGCACUUUGCACACCUCAAAUCCAAAUCCAUCCACCUCCACACGCACCAAUGAAUACUCCUCACAAACUAAAGCAGGCACCGCUAAAAUGAAGUUUGCGCCUAAAAUUCAACCACGAAAGAAGCCCACAGAAGUCAAGCCAGAACCCACUUCGGAUCCUUCUAGCGGUAGAGGAAGGGGUAGAGGAAGAGGCGAUUCUACACGAGGUAGAGGUCGUGGUAGAGGUGAAGUUCAAAUGACUGCAUCCGGUCCUUUCGCUAUGGGUCCUUCAAAGAACGCUGGAAUGGGUAGAGCUCGUUCUGCUCAAGCUUCAGGUAUCACCGUUGGUGGUAAUAGGCAGGCUAUGCAGAAAGAAUCUGCUCAACUCACCGGCGCUGGUAAACCUUCACGCUUAGCAGGUGAUAGAGGUGCUACUGUUAAAGAUGACCCCGAGCAAUACUCUGAAAAUGAGGAUGAAGGUAUGGAAAUUAUCGAUAUUCAACAAGUUGCAUCUCUCGAUCAAAAUGCUCCUACUUCUAUACCUAAAGAGCAUUACAAGUUUGAUAAUAAAAAAGAUAAGAAGAAAAAGCAUCUGAACAAAGACAUUAAACCGAAAGUUAAACCUGAUCCAGAUGGAAACGUUGAUGAGAUGAAACAAGAUGAAGAUGAUGACGUUGAGCAGGCUGAUGUUGAAGAUAUAGCCAAAGGUGGUCUCGAUCUUAGUGCUUCAGAAGAAGAAGAUGAGACUGAGGACGUUGCUUACGACUUUACAGCUGCUUUAGAUGCUGAUGAGGAUAAAAUGCUCUUCCUUCAAUUCCCAAAGACUUUUCCAAAGUUUUCUGCACCACCCAAACAAGCAAACACCGACAAGCGGGUGUCAUUUGCUGGGGCUGAUCAAGAAAAAAAUCAAGAUGAAGACGAUAAAGAAAAAGAAAAGGACACAAAGAAAGAUCAAGACAAAAAACCUGACACCAAACCUGACCUUUCAAAACUCGACCAAAUCAGCCAAGAUGACGACGCUGAGGGUGAAAUUGGGGAGUUGUUAGUGUACGAAGAUGGUCAAGUUAGAAUACAUCUCGGAAAUGGUCAGGUUUACGAUUUAAACCGUGCCACACAGCCUUCAUUCCUUCAAAAUAUAGUGUCUAUCGAUCAUCACCAUCGACAGAUAUCUGUUUUUGGUGAAGUCGGUUUGAGAUACUCUGCAAUCCCAGACAUAGAUCGACUGAUUGAUCAGAUGUACCUUGAGGAUCAAGAGGAGGCUGCGGUUAAAACAGAUGCUGGCGUUGAUGCUGGUGCUGCUAAGCAACCCGCCUAG
Wallemia ichthyophaga EXF-994 is the source of this 1350-nucleotide messenger RNA. Its product is annotated as DNA-directed RNA polymerase III subunit RPC4. Bases 1 to 1350 code for a protein of 449 amino acids. Gene Ontology annotation, biological process: transcription by RNA polymerase III. Gene Ontology annotation, molecular function: DNA binding. Gene Ontology annotation, cellular component: RNA polymerase III complex. Lineage: Eukaryota; Fungi; Basidiomycota; Wallemiomycetes; Wallemiales; Wallemiaceae. The record is from RefSeq and is a predicted model, not a curated record. The transcript has a single exon.